CAAGAAAACCAAAUUUAAAGUAUCAUCUUGAUUCAACCUUGAUUGAAUCAAAAUAUAUUCCUAUUCUUGCUUCAUGGAUUGAUAGAGCACAUUAUAAUAUGGAAAAUAUUUCAUGAUUUUAAAUUAUUAUACCGUUCAAAUCGGGAUGGAACUGACACUAAUACUUUUCAUAAAAAUUGUGACAAUAAGGGAGCUACUAUUUGGGUAGCAAAAAUUAAAAAUUCUGCACAAAUAAUUGGAGGGUAUAAUCCACUUGAUUGGAAUGG
Molecule: messenger RNA, 266 nt
Organism: Rhizophagus irregularis DAOM 181602=DAOM 197198
Lineage: Eukaryota; Fungi; Glomeromycota; Glomeromycetes; Glomerales; Glomeraceae
Source: RefSeq, a predicted model, not a curated record